Messenger RNA from Penicillium bovifimosum, 2274 nucleotides. RefSeq names its product Transcription factor. The transcript is spliced from 3 exons. NCBI's taxonomy places the organism in Eukaryota, Fungi, Ascomycota, Eurotiomycetes, Eurotiales, Aspergillaceae. Gene Ontology annotation, biological process: DNA-templated transcription; regulation of DNA-templated transcription. Gene Ontology annotation, molecular function: zinc ion binding; DNA binding; DNA-binding transcription factor activity, RNA polymerase II-specific. Bases 1 to 2274 code for a protein of 757 amino acids. The record is from RefSeq and is a predicted model, not a curated record.
AUGAUGUCAACGGUACUCCUGUCAUGUCUUCCGUCAACGAUAACACCCCCCGGCGCUCCCAGUGGAUGGGGCUCCGCAGCUUGCGUUCAUUGCCACCGGCGCAAGGUUCGCUGCGAUGCUCGCUCCGUCGGGACCCCCUGCACCAACUGCCGCGCUUCUGGAAAGACCGACUGUCGCAUACACGAGAAGAAGAAGCGCCUUGCACCACGCUCAAUCCUAGACCCGGUUCCGAUCCGAUCUCGGCCCCUACCAACAUCUGACCACACGUCAAAUCCUGCUCUUGCAGCUGGAGCACCACUGCCUCCAAGUUUUCCAACUGCAUUCUCCAGCGGUAAUGCUACACCAAUCCCCGGAGCCCUUCCGCAACAUGGAUUUCCACAAGGCACCGGAUCAGAGGCAUUCGGCCGACAAGGCCACGAAUUGGCGCAUGCCCGUGAGACACACGAGAACAUGCAGCAACAUCUCAUUAAAUUGAUAGAUGAGGAGGAGUCCGGCAGAAGAGAGAUUCAAAGAGGUGUGCGAGCCUUCUACGUGGGUCACGAACUCUCAAACAUGUCUUUCUUGAUCCGGCAACAACGAGAACAAGAUGACAAUGUGUACCAUUUUGCCAGCAAUGAAAUCCCACGGCGCCAAAUGAAGACCGGUCAUGACCAGCUUCUUAUGGAUGCUCUCACACUCCCAGAACCGGCCCUCGCAGACGAAUUGGUCCAGGCUUAUUUCACAAAUGUCAACCCGGGAUUCCCUAUCAUCGACGAAGAUCUGUUCAUGUCACAAUACCGCAACCGGGACCCUGCAGAUCCCCCGCCAAUCAUACUUCUUCAGGCAAUUCUCCUGAUCGGGGCGCAUGUUACCCGUGGAAAAGUAGAGCGAGAUGCUCUCAAGGAGAUUUUCUUCCGCCGAACCAAGUAUUUGUUCGACAAUCGUGUUGAGCGAAAUCGAGACAUCCUUGUUCAAGCGGCGCUUUUGUUAACGUGGCACUCAGAUAAGGCAGAUGAUGAUGUCGCUGCGGAUGCUCACUUCUGGGUAGGGGCCGCUGCUCGAAUUGCCACAGGGCUUGGAAUGCACCGUAAUUCCAUAUCAAGCAGCUUUACGACUCGGGAUAGACGAAUGUGGAGAAGGGUCUGGUUUAUUCUCAUCCAAUUCGAUGUGCUGAUUUCUCUGUCAUAUGGCCGACCUCAAGCAAUCAAUCUGGACGAUUCUGACGUCUCUCCCUUAACGCCAUCCGAUUUCGAGAAUUGUGGCCCUCAUGUCCAAGCAGAGUUUGUGAUCCACUUCACCGAGCUUUGCACGAUGAUCUCGUAUCUCAUUCGCGAUCGAUUUGGCCUUCGGGCGAGUGAGGAACGGCGAAAGGCUGUGCUCCAGGAAGCCGACGGAUCACUGGCGUCCUGGUCCCUGAAGCUUCCUGAUAAUCUCCGACUCCGAGCCUCUGACAUGGAUCCAUGGUCUGCCAUGCUUCAUCUAACCUACAACAACUUCCUCAUUCUCCUGCACCGGCCUCAUCCCAGGGCCUCGGCAUAUUCUGACGACUAUGGCCCUCAUGAUGCGGAAAUUUGCAGCGCAGCCGCCGGAGUUAUCGCAUCCAUCUUCGAAGAGCUCCGCAUGCACGACCGCCUGAAAUUCCUCUGGUACACAGGCGUCCAUACCCUCUUCACAGCCAUGAUCCAAGUUCGGGUGGAGCUUCGGUUCUCCAACCCUGUUCUUGCCAUCAAUGCAUUGCGCCGGUUCGACUCCGCCUCUUACUCGUUACGGGAGUUGUCUCAAUACUGGCUCCACGCCAGCACCAUCCUGCGACUCUUCGAAGACUCCAAACGUCUACAAGAGGAUCUUCGGAUGGCGACUGCGGAACGGCCAAAGCAGUUUGGCGACUCCCAGCCUCAACAUGGGAUGCCAACCAGGUCUCCUGCUCCGUCAAUAAACAUGCAAACUCCGCGACCACUUUCCUUCGGCGUGCCUACUCCCGAGUCCACGCCUCUUCAGACAAACCUCUCACCACAGCCCAAUCCUCCAUUCGAUAACUGGAUCGCUCCUCUCCGACUCAAUGUUGGUCCAAUGGACAGGACCGACUCUUUCUCCAGCAGCAUGCAGGUGGAUUCCAUCGAGCCAGCUCGGGACUAUCCAGAUUGGCGACAGCUCUUUGCCUUCGGGGAUGUAGAUCUGCCUCCACCUGUGGGAAUUGAAGGCCUACCCGAGCUCGAAGAUGAGUGGCGGCAGAUUUACUGGCAGGAUGCUCCGAUGGCAGACCUCAUCCAUGAUGGAGGCUGGAUCCAUGGUUAG